This is a messenger RNA of Camelina sativa (false flax), 561 nucleotides long. RefSeq lists its product as uncharacterized. The record is from RefSeq and is a predicted model, not a curated record. NCBI's taxonomy places the organism in Eukaryota, Viridiplantae, Streptophyta, Magnoliopsida, Brassicales, Brassicaceae.
CUUUUCGUCGUUUUAUUUUUUACAAGUAAGAAAAAAAAAAUCCCAAAAGCGACACUGAACGAACUCUAGAGGAAUUCGAAAACCCUAAUCGAUUAGAGAAAUCGAAGGAGCUAUGUCAGAUCCUUACGAGAGCGUGAAAGGUGGAAGACUAGCGUUCAAAGGAGGUGAUCUAGCCACGAGGAAAUCGAUCGAGAAGAAGAAGAAGAAGAAGAAGCAGAAGAAGAACAAGGAGAAGCUCGACGACGGUGCUGAGGGAGAACUGAAGAUGGCUCCCGACGCUGCUGGAGAAGAUAUUUACUCUAUCGAUGCCGCGAAGAAGAAGAAAUACGAUGACCUUUUUCCUGUGGAGGCGAAAAAGUUCGGUUACAUUCCGAAAUCAAACUUCGAAUCCACGGCAGAUGCUCUUGACGACCGCGUCAAGAAGAAAGCUGAUCGUUACUGUAAAUAGAAUGUUUAUGUUUUGUUUUUUCUUCAGAUGCAUUGAUGUUUGUAUGAGGAUCUUAUGACUUUCUAAAAUUAUGUUUCAGUUCUUAUAAAUUACAGUAUAAUUAAGCUCCUGUA